Salvelinus namaycush (lake trout) is the source of this 3066-nucleotide messenger RNA. RefSeq names its product intraflagellar transport 81 homolog (gene ift81). Gene Ontology annotation, biological process: cilium assembly; intraciliary transport. Gene Ontology annotation, cellular component: cilium; centrosome; intraciliary transport particle B. The coding region runs from base 253 to 2283 and encodes 676 amino acids. The transcript has 18 exons. The record is from RefSeq and is a predicted model, not a curated record. NCBI's taxonomy places the organism in Eukaryota, Metazoa, Chordata, Actinopteri, Salmoniformes, Salmonidae. Gene Ontology annotation, molecular function: tubulin binding.
AAACGAGUUUUUCUCAAAAGAAACAAGGGGACAAGCCAGCUGGCCACUUUGUGCAUACGAACGGGCUUGUCAGCGUGUAGCUAGCUAUGAUUCAAGCUAUCCACCUCGGAAAGUAACGGUAGCUAGGCUAGUAAAUAGCUAGCAAGCUAAUGCUAAGGUUGAUUCUGACUUUUUGCUAGCUAAUCGUCUUCACUAGCUUGCAGCUAAAGUUCUUUACCUCGCAAUAACAUUAGCUGACCAGUUGAUUUCAAGAUGAGCGAGCAACUUAAAUUUAUUGUUGAGCACCUGAAUAAAGACCCCUUCAAGAAAAACUUUAACCUGAUCACCUUUGACUCACUGGAGCCAAUGCAACUUCUGCAAAUUCUCAACGAUGUUCUGGCCGAAAUAGACCCUAAGCAAACUAUUGAUAUCCGUGAAGAAAUGCCUGACCAGACAGCAAAGAGAAUGUUCACUCUGCUGGGGAUGUUGAAAUACAAACCACCUGGGAAUACGUCUGAGCCGAGCAGUUUCAGACAGGGCCUGGUGACUGGCAGUAAGCCUGUGAUACACCCUAUCCUUCACUGGCUGCUGCAGAGGAUCACAGAGCUGAAGAAGAGAGCUUACUUGGCUCGCUUCCUGGUUAAGCUGGAGGUGCCUGCUGAGUUCCUGCAGGAUGAUGUCAUCACUGACACCUAUCACCAGUAUGAAGAAUUAGUGGAAGGAUUCAAGACCUACCACAAGGAGUGUGAGCAACUGAAAAGCUCUGGCUUUUCCACUGCAGAGAUCAGAAAGGACAUUGGUGCUAUGGAGGAGGAGAAGGACCAGCUGAUCAAGCGAGUGGAGAGGCUGAAGAAGAGGGUGGAGUCAGUUUCCAACCACCAGCGGAUGCUGGAACUGGCCAGACAACUACGGGUGGAAAAGGAGAGAGAAGAGUCUCUGGCUCAGCAGAAGCAAGAGCAGAAGAACCAACUUUUCCAGGCAGAACAGAGACUGCAGAGAUCUCAGCAGCAGCUGAAGGACCUGCGACAGGCAGCAGCAGAUGCCAAGCCAGAGAGCUUAAUGAAGAGGCUUGAAGAGGAGAUCAAGUUCAACUCCUACAUGGUGUCUGACAAACUGCCCAAGGAGCUGGAGAGUAAGAGACGGAUGGUGCAGUACCUGCAGAAGGUGGUGUCUGAGCCAGCCAUGGGCCAAGCUGAGCUUGGGGAACUAGAGGACAAGAUUCGAGAAAACAACAUUGAAAUAAACUUGCUGAUUGAGAAAAGAAUGAUGCGAAACGACCCCAUGGAUGAUAAACUGUCUCUUUUCAGGCAACAGGCAUCGAUUAUAAUUCGUAAGAAGGAGGCGAAGGCGGAGGAGCUGCAGGAGGCCCGGGAGGAGCUAGCUGCACUAGACAGAGAGCUGAACCAGAAGAACAGCCAGGCACGAGACCAGGACGGAGACGAGGUCAUCCGGGGAGAUGAGUUUAAACGUUUUGUCGGGAAACUGCGCAGCAAGGGGACGGUGUUCAAGAAGAAGCGGCAGGAGAUUACCGAGCUGAGAGCUGAGUAUGGGGUCUUGCAGCGGACAGAGGAAAUUCUAAAACAGAGGCACGAGGUCGGCCAACAGCAACUGCAAUCCAUGGAGGCACAGAAGGGGAUCUCUGGGUACAGUGACACUCAGGAGGAACUGGAGAGAGUGUCAGCCAUCAAGAGUGAACUGGACGAGAUGAAGGGGCGCUCGCUGGACGACAUGUCAGAAAUGGUGAAGAAACUGAACUCAACAAUAGUGGAGAAAAAGUCUGCCCUUGCUCCGAUCAUAAAGGAACUGAGGCCUUUGAGACAGCAGUGUCAGGAGCUAACUCAAGAGUAUGAGGAAAAGAAGGCCCAGUAUGACAGCUGUGCUGCAGGUCUGGAGAGUAACCGAUCCAAACUAGAGCAGGAGGUGAGAGCUCUGAGGGAGGAGAUGGCUCAGGAGGAAAACCGAUACCACUAUAUCAACUGCAUGAAAGAGAUCAUUGAGAUGCAAAUGCAGCGAGCAGCAGAGGAGAUGAAGGCUUACGUGUCUCCUGAUCCGCAAGAGAGGAGGAAGACCAUCAGGGAGCAGUACAUGAAGAACAUUGCAGAGCAGGAGUCCCUGGGCAAGAAGUUGCGUGAGCAGCAGAAGACUGUGAGGGAGAGCCAUGGGCCGAACAUGAAGCAGGUGAAGAUGUGGCGCGACCUGGAACAGCUGUUGGAGUGCAAGCGCCAGUGCUUCCUGAGGGCCCAGAGCCAAGCCUCCAUUGGCCAGGUCAUCCAGGAGGGCGGUGAGGAUAGGCUGGUGCUGUGAGGACGAGGAGAAUAUUAAAGCAGGGCCAACUCGGGUACACUAAGCUCUACCACAAUGACCAGGACUUCUCACUCAUCUAACUACUGUACUUAGUUAGCCAGUUAUAGUUAAUUAAUCUGUUCUGUUUGUCUUGCAUUAUAUCUAUUUUUAGGUGAGAUAAUUACUCUUCAUGUAUCAAAACUACUCUGCUUUCAUCGCCUACAGUUAAAAGGAUUCCAUUCAUCCAAUCUGUGUUAAUCCUGGUUUAGUUAGCGAUUUGUGUUUUUUUGUAAAUAAUCCCAAAGUAGGAUUUAGUUUAACUGAUUUAUCUCCUGUGAGGAACACCUUUCUGGUGAUGAUAUUGUGAGAGUUGCCUGAUGAAUCCAGAACCAAAGGGACACAUGUACCAGGAGGUUUCAGCCAGAUAAGAUGUUUAACUCUCUCUGGCCCUCUGACUUUAAACAAAUCCACAGCCUCCAUUUUAAGAAUACAGCUUAAAUCUAUGUGUCUAAAGAUAACAGCGUACAAUGUGUUGCACUUGGGACGCAGCUGCACUCAGUUAUUUUGGGAAACAACAGCCACGACCUUGGGUAAAGGAGCUUGCCAGUUUUGGAAUUCAACUGGGCCUCUGGUUCAGACGGGACAGUGCAGAGUGAACUAAUCAAGCAUAAUUUUCUUGCAUCUUGUACUUUGGUGAAGUCUAUUUCUUUGUAACACCUCUAUGUAACACCUUUAUUUGUUACAUAAAUUAUACUGAACAAAAAUAUACAUGCAACAAUUUCAAAGAUUUUACUGAGUUACAAU